AUGAUGAGGCGCUUGCCCGCCAAAUUCGGCGCAGAGUCGCUUCUCCAAGUUUUGGACCAGAUCGCCAAAGGCAGCUACGACUUCGUCUACGUGCCCCACGACAAGCGGAAAGAUCGCAACCUGUCUCUUGCCUUCAUGAACUUCGUCGAUCACGAGACUGCGCAGAAGGCCUUUGAGUUCUUCCGAAAUGUGCAGCAUCCAUCGAUGGGGCCAAGUGUGCGAGUAUCACAGGCGGACAUCCAGGGCUUGGGCAACAACCUCGCUUACUUCCUGGCCAGGUUUGGCCUGCAGGAGAUGAACAAUCCUCAUGCACCAAUGAUCUUCGAAAACGGGGCUCGUUGUGAAAACAUUCUGGAGGCAGUGAAGCAACACGUCAGCUUGGAGCUGCUUGUGCAGGCGCACAGCAGAAUGGAAGUGCAGCUGCAAAAGAAAACAGUGACGAAGCGAUCUGCGCAGCGAGGUGGCGAAAGGACAAGUCAAAACCGCGGCAGGCAAGCUCUGGCACCAGAUGCGGCUCAGGUGUGCGCACCGGGCAGCGCAGUUCCUUGCGAGAAGACGUCAUUGAACACAGGACAGAUGGUGAUUGACCCUGGUGAUGUGGCUGGGGAUCUCGACAGUUCAAGCCAGUUUUUCUUCCAGGAGGAAGAUGGGCGAGUCAGUUUCUUCCUUUAA
Molecule: messenger RNA, 672 nt
Organism: Effrenium voratum
Lineage: Eukaryota; Dinophyceae; Suessiales; Symbiodiniaceae
Source: the annotation of a GenBank genome assembly